UGAUUGCAAGCUUCGACUCGUGUUUGCUCGACCGUCGAUGUAGAUCUAAUAUCCCGCAUACGCUCUCGGGAUUCGCCUAGCACAAAGCCUUGUCCCGCAAGCGGUUGACACCGUCUCUUUUCGGCGUCUAAUCGCCCUUCUACCAGCUCAUCAACCGCCGCUCGCUCGCUCUCUCAUUCUCUCGCUCACUCCUCCUCUCCAAUAACCCAAGUGCGCUCUAUCCGAUGACGACGACUGCGGAGGGUACAGGUGAGGACGAGCCGUUGAAGGCCACAUACAUCUUCUGGGGCGCUACUGUUGACGGUCUGCCGCACCGUCGGCCGAUCGAGUCAGAGUCCAGAAGCUACUUGCGAUUCAGCGUAGAUGGAGAGCCGACAUGGGAUACCGAGGAGAUCCGCACGAGGGGGAGCACUGUCACCUGGGAUGGGGAGAAUCAUCAUGCACAAUUCAAAGCUCGUCUAACCUGCAAGCUGCGCGUCACGCUUCAUAGGCAUCACGGGUUUCUUCCCGUUGAGGAUUUGGGCACUGCUGAGCUGCCACUGAGCAGCUGGAUAGCCCUCACCCAGGGCAUUACUCUCUUCCCCCUUCUGAGUCAAAGGUGAAGAAGCGAAUCAACAUCAAGCUUCGUAUCGAGGCAGACGACAUGACCAGCAGCAUCCCAUCAAAAUCCCAGGAAAGCGAGUGGGAAGCGCCGCUGGCACAUGCACAAGUAUUGAUUGACGUGGUGGAGCAACAUCCUGAGCUGCUUGCUGCCAUUGGGGGAGACUCUGGGAUCCAGCCUGUUCAGUCGUUCGCUAAGAUAGCGAACAAGGCCCUCAAGGCUGCUAACAAGAUGAUGGACAAAUCCAUUCAAUCCCACCGGGACAAGAUCAUUGAGCUACUGGGAAAGCUGAAAUUCGUCUACAUCAUUCUUCAUGGCGCAGUUAGUCUACGUGCCGCGAUGACGCUCGCUCCGAACAAGGCGCAUGACAACACCCUCUCGCUUCUUGUGCGCCAGACAGUUGACUGUGCAUACUUCCUGUACACGUACACUACAGAUGCGAAAUCGCGCUUUCGACUGGCAGACCAAAUCACAAUGAAACAUACUGUCGACCAGUAUUUCAAACAGCUUGAUGGACUGAUGCAAGACUAUCACCAAAGCUCACAGCUCCACGUUGAGAUUGUGACAGUCCAAAUGCUUCCAAUGGUCGAGCAAAUUGGCGCAAGCAUACAUGUGAACGAAAUUCCAUACCUUAGCGGGGCCGGGUACAACAGCAGCAAGCGAUGUCUGCCCGGUACUCGAGCAGAAUUCCUGGACCGGAUGACGGAAUUGAUUGGCUCUGUUUCGCCUGAAACUCCACGGAUAUUCAUCCUCUUUGGACCCGCUGGGACGGGCAAAUCGACGAUCGCGCACACGCUUGCAGGCCGGUUUGAAGCGAUAGGUCAGCUCGGAUCGAUGUUGUGUUUCAACAGGAACGAGGCAGCGAGCCGCCAAACGGAAGCUCUGUUCCGAAAUAUCGCACAUGACUUGUACAAGGGUCGACCUGCGUUUCAAAGCGGCGCUCUCCGAUUCAAUCAGGGAUGACAAGAGCACGUGUGUUACGCGGGACCUCCAGCGGCAAUUUGACAAAUUCAUCCUUGAGCCAGCGCAGAAGCUGACGGCGAGCGGGCCUAUUGUGAUCAUUGUGGAUGCGGUGGAUGAAAGUGGGUCACCGGAUGAACGAGGGGAAAUGCUGGAAAUCAUCGCGAACCGAGGGAAGGAACUUCCUGGAUACUUCCGUUUCGUGUUCAUAUCGAGAGAGUCGCCGGAUAUCCACUCUAUUCUCGGCUCAACGCCCGGUGUCCACCUGGAACGAAUGCCAACGGUCGAAAAUGAUACGCAUCUUUUCACAGAUAUGCUCGCAUACGUUCGGCACCUUUUACGCCAAGGGCACGAUCCUUCAAAGCCUACGACGCUGUCAGAGGAUCAGUGCAAAGAUCUGGCGGGAAGAGCUGCUGGUGUGUUUCACUGCGAUGCGAUACGAGCGUUUACUGAAGCGACCCGACAAGGGGCUGGAUUAUCUGUACCGGGCUGUGCUCGAAGAUGCGUUUGAGCCGCGAACACCAGCACUCCCGAAUCCUAAUGAUUCUGAAGAAGACGCUGCAGACCAUCUGGAGUUCUUCAGAGCCCUGAUGGGCAUGGUCCUCACCUCGUUCAAACCUUUACCGAUAGGGUCGAUUACCACGCUCAUCGAGCUGGCCCAACCUUCUGCUCCUGCUGCGUGGCGCGAGAUGCUCCAGUCUCUGAGUUCAUUGCUCAGUGGCGUCAACGUCCCCGGGGAGCCUAUACGACCUCUGCACAUCUCCUUCUCCGAGUUCCUUCAAGAUCGUAAACGAGGAGGCAAAUUCUUUAUCGGGACCACCGGCCACCACGAACGACUCGCUGUAGCGUGCCUCAAGCUGCUCAAGACCAGACUGCAUUUCAACAUGGGCGAUAUAAAGACGUCAUAUCUUUCAAACAUGGCGAUGCGGUCCACUAACAGAUUCGAGAAUAAAGUGCCAGAGGAGCUAGAAUACGCAUGCGUCUAUUGGUGCUACCAUCUCUCCAGGUCCACAAAGGAAGUUGAAGGAGAUUGGCCCGAAAUGAACAAACUGGUUCAUCACCUGUUCAUGGAAAAAAUCUUGUUCUGGGUAGAUGCUGCGAGCGUCGCAAAUGUUACACGUGAUCUCAGCCCUGGCCUGACUGCUGUUAUGACACGGUUGCCGGAGGACAUGAGACCGAUCGCGCGAGAGGCGCGACAAUUCCUUCUCAGGUUCGGUCGCCUGAUUGCCGAGUCGUCUGCACACAUUUAUAUAUCGGCGUUGCCAUGGACGCCGAGAAGUUCCAAGCUUGCAGAUCUGUAUCAGUACCGAUAUCCACAGAUUGCUCGAUUGGCCUGUCCCGAAUCGACGAGUUGGCCUGCUCUUCGACAUGUGAUUCCUAACCCUGGUGGAUACGUGUCUUACCUUGCCUUCACGCCUGACGACGCUUUGAUUCUUUGCGUAUCGACGGAAGGUACGAUCUAUGUGUGGAAUGCAGCGACUGGUCAUGCAGAACGUGAGCCACUCAGGGGCGCUUCAAGGUGGCCCACCUGGAUCAAUUCCUCUCAUGACAGCACACGGGUCGUCUCGAAAUCCGACCACGGAACGCUGAGAGUGUGGGAUUUGCGAACUGGUGUUAUCAUUAGCGAUAUACCAAUCCAACCUAGUGCAUAUGCCACAUCUCAAGCGAUCUUCUCUACUACGUCCCAUGUCAUGUACGCAUCCGCAGAGCACAUGAUCAAGUUGUGGGAGGCGACGACUGGGAAAUUUAUGUGGCAAUCGCUGACUGAACACAUGCAUAUGGUCGACUUGGUCGCUUUCUCUCACGAUGCUGCACACAUCAUCUUGCAUUGCCAGGGCACUGUCGUGGUUUGGAACGCUAAGACGGGCGAAACUAUUGGCAGCAGAGAGUGGGGUUUUGUUACUUCGCUCGCCAUAUCAAAUAACGGCCUUCACGCUGUUGCUGGUUACUUCGAUGGAGGUGUGGGGAUAUGGCACUUAGAGAAUGAUGAGGGAUCCGGCCUGCGGGAAGCACGUACUACAAGCAGCAUGAAAACAAGGGCCGGCCAUAUCGAACAGUUGGCUUCAGUUGCGUUUUUAGCCGACGAGACGCAAAUCAUAUCAGCAUCGGAGGACAACACCAUCGUGAUGUGGGACGCAGCAUCUGGUGAGAAGAUGGGCCACUCGUUGUGUUGCCGGCCGGGCUUGGGCUCUGCGAUUCGUUUGUGGCACGAUGGCGGACGCACUCUCAUACCGUCCACCAUGAUUAUCUUGACGUUGUGGAACGCAGAGACAGGCAAAGCCAUGCGCAAGGUUCUAAUCGAUUACCUUCCAAUUUCAACCUCCGUCCCAUUUGCCCUAUCCUGCGACGCGACGCGCGUAGCAGCAGCUUGCGACGAUGGAUCGAUCCGGGUGUGGGAUGUUGCAACUGGAGAGAUGGUCUACGCAUGCCGGACUGCGGACUUACAAGAAUACUGGCGCAUCAUUCUUUCCCCUGAUGGUUCGCGGAUGGUUACCUUUUCGCACGACACAAGAAUAAGACUAUGGAAUGUGAGGAACGGCGAACUUAUUGUGCAACCCUUCAGCGAGGAAAUGGUCGCCACCGUUGUGUUUUCCGAUGAUAGCUCGCGAAUCGUCACAGGGUCAGCAUACGGAACGAUCAGAGUGUGGGAUGCGAGCACUGGCGAGGCCAUUGCCGAGGCCAUGACUGGGCACACGGGGCUAGUCGGCAGCGUCGCCUUCUCUCGUCACGGCGGGUGGAUUGCAUCCGGCUCGUAUGAUUGCACGAUCAGAAUGUGGGACGCAAGUACCGGUCAAGGGAUUGGAAGGCCCUUCGUGGGACAUACCGACGACGUCACCUGCGUGGCGUUUUCCCUUGACAACUCUCGAAUCAUCUCCGGAUGUGAUGAUGGGACAGUCCGGAUGUGGGACGUAAGCACAGGCCGGGCUAUCGGAGAUCCCCUCACUGGACACACUGAGCGUGUUGAUUCUGUCAUGUUCUCACGUGAUGGGACACGUGUAAUCUCGUGUUCUAAGGAAGGCAGGGUGAAGACGUGGCUAGCAGAGGGCGGGGAUCCCACCGGGAUCAUGGUAUCCAUUCCUGGAGAUAUCAUGUCCGGUAUCGGUGUCACAAGUACCGGGAUAUGUGCUGUUGCGACAUGUUCACCUAGCUCUGUCGUGGUGUGGGAUUCAGAAACAGGCGAAGACGUGGGCCAGCCAUUCACCGGGCACACGCAUAGAGUGAGGUCCGCCAGAUUUUCAAAGGACGGCAAGCAGGUUAUAUCGGUAUCGAAAGACGAGGUGGUGAGGAUAUGGGGCACGGAGUGUGGCGAUGAGAUAGGCGCGCCGUUCAUUGCGCCUGCUGGGCCCGCUGUCGUUGGAUUCUGGCACGACAACGGAGGGACGAUCGUAGCCUCGGCGGAGACGAGCAUCAAAGUAUGGGAUGCGUCGACAGAAGCUCCUACGAGCAAGGUUGUGUGUUCUCUCAACCACAGAGUCACACAGAUCGUGUUAUCCGGGGAUGGUACUCGGAUUGCAGCAAUAUGCCGCUAUGGAACAGUCAUGGUGUGGGCCGUGAAGACUGGGAAAGCCAUCUGCCUACCCUUGAUCGACCACGGCGACGAUAAACUGGUUUUGACGUUCUCUCAUAACGGCUCGCGCAUCGUCUCGAAAUACUGGACUGGCAAGGUGAGACUCUGGAAUGCGGACACAGGAGAAUCCAUUGGUGAACCGCAAUAUUACCCCCAAUUCGGGAGUGUUGCCUUUUCCGGUGAUUCCAAUUCUAUCGUAUUUGCUUCCGAGAAGGCAGUCAAGCUGUUAAACGCCGACACUUGCGAGAUCCUCGGCGAUCCUCUCAUCAGGCAUGCCGACUACGUCACCACAUUUGCCUUCUCCCAAGAUAGCACGUGCAUCGCAUCUGCAACCAAUAAUGAGAUCAGGGUGUGGAACGUGGACCCCAAUGACGGCAUUAGCCAGACCCUGAAUCACCACAUGAGCGGGGUCACGUGCGUUGCUUUCUUGCCCGACGAUAAACGCAUUGUAUCGGGUCAUUACGAUAGUACAAUCAUGAUGUGGGAUGCGAAGACUGGUCAACCAAUCGGACGUCCGCUCACAGGGCACACGAAAUGCGUUACUUCUGUGGCAGUCUCCCGUGAUGUAACGCAUCUCGUAACCGGAUCCUGGGACAAGACGGUCAGGAUAUGGGAUGUCGCGACUGGGGAGGCGAUGGGCGAGCCGUUUACUGGCCACACAAGCCGUGCCACUUGUGCCGCCAUUUCGCCCAAUGGUAAGCGCAUCGCGUAUGGAUCUGAGGACAAGACAGUAAUCGUGUGGGAUGUGGAGAGUGGUCAACCCAUCGGCGAACCACACAGACAUACCGAUGAGGUCCUUUGCGUGGCAUUCUCUGCUGCUGGCACGCACAUCACCUCCGUAACGUGCGAUUGGAAACUCUGGUUGUGGGAUGUGGACACUGGCCAGACUGUAGAAAAGCCGUUGAAUGGCCGCACAGAGUCCCGCAUCCCCUUCACCUUCGCUGCCUUAUCUGAUGAUUGCACGCGCCUGGUGUCCGUGUCCGAGAAGGAUACCGCCAGGCUGUGGGAUGCGGAGACGGGCCAAUCCAUAAAGUACCUGUUGACCGGGCAGGCCAGCAAUAUCUACCGUGUGGCCUUCUCCCCAGACUGCAAGCGUGUCGUGUCCGGAUCCAGGGAGAACACAGUCAGGUUGUGGGAUGCAGAGACCGGUCAACCUAUUGGCACGCCGCUCACUGGGCACACGGGCUGGGUCUCAUCUGUGGCCUUCUCCGGUGACGGCAAGCGCAUCGUAUCCGGGUCGUGGGAUGGGACGGUAAGGGUUUGGAGUGCCGAGACGGGCGCGGCCAUUGGGCAGCAUGCAUUCACUCGCACCUCGGGAGGUGAGCAAGAACUGUAUGCAACUCCCCCCAGGAGCCAUGGCAUCACCUCCUCGGCUUUGGAGAGUUUGGCACCAUGGCAUGGACCAUCGGAAGCAGGGCAUGGAGGAGGACAAUUGUGGCGUACUGUUGUUCGUUCCCAGUCGUCCAACGCGGGUGUGGUACAUACAAAUCAAUUUGCGACACUCGAUGCUUGCGCGGCAGGGGAUGAGAUCACGCGUUCGGAGCUGAAGAUGGCAAAGGAGGACGAGGAGGCUGCGGCAGACGAAGAGGGCAGGACGCAGAACGAGGAGAAUGACGAAGAGAAUGAGGACGAGGAGCAGGAGCAGCACGAGGAGGAGCAGGAGGAGCAGGAGCAGGAGCAGGAGGAGUUGAAUCUCGACGUGGUGACCUUCUCCAAGAACAAUCUGUCCCUUUCUCCCCACGAUGAACAGCAGAUGACACAACCUUACGUUCCAACAACGGAGGGUAACGACGGGAUCGAAGUUUGA
Messenger RNA from Dacryopinax primogenitus, 6936 nucleotides. Its product is annotated as WD40 repeat-like protein. Bases 1669 to 6936 code for a protein of 1755 amino acids. The record is from RefSeq and is a predicted model, not a curated record. Gene Ontology annotation, molecular function: protein binding. Lineage: Eukaryota; Fungi; Basidiomycota; Dacrymycetes; Dacrymycetales; Dacrymycetaceae. The transcript has 10 exons.